ACUUUAUAUCUAAAGUACAGAGCAGAAACUUAUCAGUAAAAAUCUGAAUUUCAGCAGAUAAGACUGUAAUACCUUAGAACGCCUGACAAGGAAGAAGUCCAAGGUGAAAAAAGGUAUCAACAUGACUUCGGACCUCAGUUUAUCUGGUUAGUCAAGUCCAUCCAUGAAAUAUUAAAAAAUGAUACUGAACAAUCCAGAAACACGUGCUCGCAUUAAGGCUCAAUUCGAGGGCCAUGACACGGCUCAGCAUGGUGAGAAAUGGGAUCAGCUUUGGAAAGACAAGGUCACUCCGUGGGAUAACGAAUCACCUAACCCGGCACUCAUUGAUAUACUAAAUGAGCGGGAAGAUCUUGUCUCAAAAAAAGCUGAUGGUUCAAGGAAGAAAGCUUUAGUCGCUGGAUGUGGUAAGGGUUAUGAUGUCCUGCUAUUGAGUGCUAUGGGCUAUGAUGCUUAUGGGCUUGAUAUUUCCCAGACAGGUCUGCAAGGUGCUAAAGAUACUGAGAAGGAGAAAGAUGGCAAGGGUUUGUAUGAACCUAAAGAUGGGAUCGAGAAAGGGAAAGUCACCUGGAUAGCCGGAGACUUCUUCAAAGAUGAUUUCUUGACAAUUGUAGAGGGAGAGAAAAGGUUUGAUUUGAUCUAUGAUUACACGGUAUGCAAUUCCUUAAAUCCCUUGGAUCAAGAUUACUAAACCUUGAAAAAGUUUGGUUGUGCAUUGCCUCCUGUUUUAAGGCCUGCAUGGUCCAAACGAUAUCAUGAACUUCUGUCCCCAGAAGGAAGACUUAUCUGUCUCGAAUUCCCUAGUACUAAAUCUCCAUCGAUUGGAGGUCCGCCAUGGGCCAUGCCUCCAAGAAUUUAUGAAGGUCAUUUAUCACGCCCCGGGGAAGUGUUGCCAUACACCGAAACCUGCGAGCUAGAAGUUGAAAAACUCGGCGCACCACACCAAAAUGGCCUUCAGCGUACUGCACACUUUCAUCCCAAGAGGACCAAUAGGGGUGGAUACGAUUCAGAUGGUAAAAUUACUGAUUGGGUCAGCGUUUGGACGCACUAGAUAGAUUCUGAUUAGAGUAGAGCUCGAACUUGAGCUUGAACUUGAGCUACUUCAGCUUUUUUGUAUUUUAUGGUGCUCUUCGAA
This is a messenger RNA of Sclerotinia trifoliorum, 1132 nucleotides long. Lineage: Eukaryota; Fungi; Ascomycota; Leotiomycetes; Helotiales; Sclerotiniaceae. The record is from the annotation of a GenBank genome assembly.